Talaromyces atroroseus is the source of this 1215-nucleotide messenger RNA. RefSeq names its product putative lactate 2-monooxygenase. The transcript has a single exon. The record is from RefSeq and is a predicted model, not a curated record. Gene Ontology annotation, molecular function: oxidoreductase activity; FMN binding. Lineage: Eukaryota; Fungi; Ascomycota; Eurotiomycetes; Eurotiales; Trichocomaceae. The coding region runs from base 1 to 1215 and encodes 404 amino acids.
AUGAACCACACUGCCAACCCUACCCCGUUUAGCUACGAGGCCCAGGUCUACACGUCGGGCCUUCAUGAUGAGAGACCGCCCUUCACAUUCAAUGCCCUUGAAUGGGAGGCCCUGGCGAAGGCGCGCCUGCCAGCUGACAGUUUUGGUUAUGUUUGGGGUUCUGCUGGCAUCAGAGAAACCGACGACAACAACCGGGCGGCUUUUAAGAAAUGGGGGAUCGUUCCAUCGCGCCUGGUGAGAUCCGGCUUCCCAAACCUGAAAACGAGCGUGUUCGGCGACGAGUAUGACUAUCCUAUUGCUAUAGCCCCCGUGGGGGUGCAGAAGAUCUUUCAUCGCGACGGCGAACGCGCCGUCGCAAAGGUUGCGAACGAGGAAAGCGUGACUUAUAUCCUGAGUUCCGCAACGUCGACAAGCACUGAGGAUGUCGCGGCUGCUAAUGGCGAUGGCCCACGCUGGUACCAACUCUACUGGCCAGCCAAUGAACACAAUAAUAUAACUGCCAGCCUCCUGAAAAGAGCCAAGGACAACGGGUAUAAAGUGCUAGUGGUGACACUCGACACCUAUAUACUUGGCUGGCGGCCGAGUGAUCUCAAUAAUGGGUACAACCCUUUCCUUCGCAGCGACAACAUUGGCGUCGAGAUCGGCUUUUCGGAUCCAGUUUUCCAAGAACAUUUCCAGAAAAAGUACGGCGUCUCCAUCAAAGAUGACGUUUCGAAGGCGGCCUCCGAAUGGGCACACAUCAUGUUUCCAGGAACGAGCCAUGGAUGGAGCGACAUCAAGUUCUUGCAAGAAAAUUGGGACGGCCCCAUUGUAUUGAAAGGCAUUCAGACUGUUGCCGAUGCCAAAAGGGCUGUUGACCAUGGUGUUCAAGGCAUUGUGGUUUCGAACCAUGGUGGCCGCCAGCAGGAUGGCGGCGUUGGGUCGUUGGACAUGCUUCCGGAGAUAGUUGAUGCGGUUGGAACUAAGAUUGAGAUUCUGUUUGAUUCCGGAGUGAGAUGCGGCGCUGAUAUUGCCAAGGCUUUGGCCUUGGGUGCAAAGAUGGUUCUGGUGGGUAGGCCAUAUGUGUACGGAUUGGCGAUUGGUGGUGAAACCGGCGUCCGGCAUGUGCUGAAGAGUCUCUUGGGGGAUCUUCAGCUGACGUUGCAUCUGUCUGGUAUCCCAGAUGUGACGCAGGAAAAUCUGAACCGGUCGGUGCUCCGGCGAAUGUCUCAUUGA